CGCAGGGCGCUCGCGCAGCCGCAGCCUGUGAGAUCGGACGGCAGCCGCUGCGGCCAUGGGCAAGAACAAAGCCAAAGGGUCAAAGCCGAAGAGUGUCUUCCAUGUGGCCAACACCAAAUCCCUGAAGGCCAAGAAUAAAGCUAAACCGGUCACAACAAAUCUGAAGAAGAUAAACAUUGUGAAUGAUGAAAAAGUUAGAACGGUAAAUAAAGCAUUUACUGAAGUACAGAAAGAAGUCAAACAACUAUCAAAAGGCAUUUCAUCAAAAUCUCAAAAGAGGCGUUGGGUUUCCAAGCACCUGGAAAGUGAACCAGCUGAUGUGGAUGCAACUGCAAGCUUAUUAUCUCAGUUGUAAUGCAUAAUGAAAUAUCUAUGAAUUUCAAAAGCAAAAUUUACUGGCAAAAAUCAGUGGAUGGCACAUAAUGAAUACUCUUUGUACAGUUUUAUUAAAAAAAUCUUGUUAAUA
Messenger RNA from Terrapene triunguis (Three-toed box turtle), 466 nucleotides. RefSeq names its product ribosomal biogenesis factor (gene RBIS). The transcript has 4 exons. Gene Ontology annotation, biological process: ribosome biogenesis. Lineage: Eukaryota; Metazoa; Chordata; Testudines; Emydidae. Gene Ontology annotation, cellular component: nucleolus. The record is from RefSeq and is a predicted model, not a curated record. Bases 56 to 355 code for a protein of 99 amino acids.